AUGAACGGACACUCCAAAGUUACUUCCCGACUUUACUCGUCCCCUCAACUCACCGAGUUCCAAGAGAUCUGCUCGCAAACCACAGACCCAACAACCUACCCACUAGCCAACGACAUCCAAUCCAACAUCCCCAUCUACGAUCUCCCCGCCCUCGAAUCCACCCUAACAGCCACCCUACUCACCCGACUUCAAGAUGAAUGGCACCACAUCCUACACAAAGGCCCAGGCGUCUACAUCCUCCGUUCCAUGUACCCCUCCCCAAAAUACACCCAAACCCUAACCUCCACCAACGAAGCCUUCAACGCAAUAAUCGCCCGCGAACGCACCCACCCAACCAAAAAGGGCGACCACUUCGCCGCAGCCAACACAAACGACCGCAUCUGGAACGCCUUCUCCAAACACGCCCUCCAAGACCCAUCCUCCUUCCUAUCCUACUACUCGAAUCCCUGGCUAGCAGCCGUCGCCGAAGCCUGGCUGGGCCCGGGAUACCGCCUGACAGCCCAGGUCAACGCCGUGCACCCGGGCGGCGCAGCGCAGAACCCCCAUCGCGAUUACCACCUCGGGUUCGCGGACGAGGAAGUCUGCAGGCGCUAUCCGGCUGCUACGCAGCUCGCAUCACAGUUCCUGACGCUGCAGGGGGCUGUCGCACAUAGCGAGAUGCCGCUGGAUAGCGGGCCGACCAGGUUCCUGCCUUUUAGUCAAUUGUAUGGGGUGGGGUAUUUGGGUUGGCGGAGACAAGAGUUUAGGGAGUUUUUUGAGGAGAGGUUUGUGGCAUUGCCGAUGGAGUUGGGAGAUGGGGUGUUUUUUAAUCCGGGGUUGUUUCAUGCUGCUGGGGCCAAUGAGAUGGGGGAGGGGGCUUCCGGCAUUAGUUGUGCGUUUGGGAAGAGUAUGGAGAGUGUUGAUUGUUUGCCGAUUGUUGACGUGACGUGGGAUUUGUUGGUUGAGAGGUAUCGGGGUGCUGGGGGUAUGGCGGGGGAUCUUGAUCUGGAGAGAUAUUCGGUGGAGCAGAGGGAAAUUAGGGCUUUUGUCAAGGCUGUUGCUGAGGGGUACCCUUUUCCUACGAAUUUGGAUCGCAGGCCACCUGGGGUGGGUGGGAUGGCGCCGGAGUCGGAGCAGGAUGUUAUUAUGCGGGGAUUGGAGGAGGGUUGGGAUAGGAAGCAGGUUGUCGAUGCUUUGGAGCAGAUGCGUGUUGACUCGCGGGCAUAA
Messenger RNA from Penicillium bovifimosum, 1206 nucleotides. RefSeq names its product phytanoyl-CoA dioxygenase family protein. NCBI's taxonomy places the organism in Eukaryota, Fungi, Ascomycota, Eurotiomycetes, Eurotiales, Aspergillaceae. Bases 1 to 1206 code for a protein of 401 amino acids. The transcript is spliced from 2 exons. Gene Ontology annotation, molecular function: phytanoyl-CoA dioxygenase activity. The record is from RefSeq and is a predicted model, not a curated record. Gene Ontology annotation, biological process: fatty acid alpha-oxidation.